GGCGCCGCCGGCGCGCGCUCGUCCACUACGACUGCCAGAGCAUGCUGGUGAGCCUGGCGGCUGCGGCGCGCCGCCACAGUCAGCUGGCGUGCCGGAAGAACACGGCGACGGGCGCCAGCGCCGCGUCCAUGCCGGCGUCGACCAGAGGCGAGCGGCGGCGGCCGGAUGAGCCUGCCGACGCAGCCGAGCCGCCGCCGGACGAGGACGAGGACCGCGGCGACGACAGAAGCAACGACCUCGUCUGCAGCUGCCCGUUCUUCCGUAACGAGCUGGGCGGGGAGCGGGACCGAGCACUGCAGGUGACGCCGGGCAGCGGGCGGCGGCGUCGGGCGGCGCGGCCGGACACGCUGCUGCACCGGCCGCCGGCCUCCUGCGGUCUCUCGGUGCUGGAGCAGCCCGUGGGCAUGACGCACUGGCCGGCGCACCGGUGCCCCUUCAGCCGACCCGGCACGGCCAUCGAGCACUCCAACGUCGGCAGCUUCUACUACAAGGACUUCUUCCACGGACGAGAGCACGAGAACUGGGUGGGGACGGACGAGAGCUUGGGGCCGGUGGCCGUCAGUGUUCGUCGGGACCGCCUGGAGGCUGGCCCGGGCGGCGACGGGCCCGACCGGCAGCAGUCCGCGCACCCCUGCUACCGCAUCAUCAUCCGCUCCAGCGAGCUGCCGACGGUGCGUGGCCUGAUCCUGGAGGAGUCGCUGUGCCACCUGGUGAAGCCGGCCGAGAAGACCAAGCGGCUGCCGGUGAGGGAGAUCCUGGACCACGUGGCGCCCGAGCUGCAGCCCGCCUGCCUCCGACUGGCCGUCGCUGAGCCGCGCACGGAGGACUACCUGAUGAAGCUGGACCAGCAGUACGUCUUCACCCGGUACAAGGUGGGCGUCAUGUACUGCCGAGCCGGCCAGAGCACCGAGGAGGAGAUGUACAACAACGAGGAGUCCGGCCCCGCCUUCGAGGAGUUUCUCGAGAUGCUGGGCCAGCGUGUCCGGCUGAAAGGCUUCGACAAGUACAAGGCCGGCCUGGAUAACAAGACUGAUUCGACGGGGCAAUACUCUGUGUACGUCAAGCACCAGGAGAACGAGAUCAUGUUUCACGUGUCUACCCUGCUGCAGUUUUCGCCCAAUAAUCGGCAACAGCUGCUGCGGAAGCGGUACAUCGGCAACGACAUCGUCACUAUCGUCUUCCAGGAGCCUGGCGCGCUGCCGUUCACGCCCAAGCACAUCCGCUCCCAGUUCCAGCACGUGUUCAUCGUGGUACAGGCUGUGAACCCGUGCUCGGGUAACACGCAGUAUAGGGUGGCUGUGAAUCGUUUUCGGGACGUACCUCCGUUUGGUCCCCCGAUCCCGGAAUCUGCUACAUUUACCAAGUCACAGGCCUUCGCCGAGUUCCUCUAUGCCAAAGUGAUAAACGCCGAGAACGCCGCGUACCAGUCGGACAAGUUCAUGACGAUGGCGAAGCGGACGCGGCACGAAUACCUGAAGGACUUGGCCACCAACUACCUGACGGAAAACACGCUGGACGCGCCGCAGAAGUUCUCCAUCAUGUCGUUCAGCAGCCGGCGGAAGGAGCGUCUGCGGCCGCGGUUCGUGCCCGACGCCGUACAGAGAGGCGCCGUCUGCUGGCCGGUGACGGCUGACGACCAGUCCCUCCACGCGCAGGUGGAGUGUCUGUUGGGUGUGUCGGCCGACUCACUGGUGCUGCUGGAGCAGGCCACGGGCGGCCUGGUGUUCGCCGCGCCGACUGCCAGCGUUCUCGGCUGGACACUGCAGGGCACCAGUCUGCGUGUGUACUACCACACGGGCGAGUGCGUGGCGCUGCAUCCGCACACGGCACUGGACACGGAGGAGCUGGCCGAGAUCGCCGCCCGGCUGGCGGCCGUCACCACCGGCACCGACACACGGGAGAUGCUGCUGCGGCGUAACCAGCUCGGCCAGCUGGGCUUCCACGUGCAGAGCGACGGCUUGGUGACUGAGGUGGAGAGCUACGGUCCCGCCUGGCAGGCCGGGCUGCGCCAGGGCGCGCGGCUGGUGGAGAUCUGCAAGAUCGCUGUGUGCUCUAUGAGCCACGAUCAGAUGGUGGACCUGCUGAAGACGUCGGUGGCCGUGUCACUGGCGGUGCUGCCGCCGGCAGCGGACGGCGCCGCGCGCCGCAGCCAGAGCCCGGACGGGGUCGGACGAACGGGCGGCGAGUACGCCGCGCCCGCCGCCUUCCAGCCGCGGCCGCCAGGGGCGCCACAGGGUCACCGCAAGGAGGCUUUCGCGUACAUCGAGCUGGCAUCCAUGAACUGUGGUAUCCUGAUGGAGGCCAAGAACGACAACUCCAAGUCGACCUACCUCACAGACUCGGACGUCGAAGUAUAUAUACCGGCGACCGAGUCGGGCGUGCGCGGACGCGGCAUCGCCAACAGUCGCAGCAGCGGCGACCUGAGCGUCUGCAGUCCGCUGGCGCGCGUAAGCCACGGCGGCAGUGACCAGUACCUCAGCUCGAACGGCACGCCGCUGCGGGGAGCCGGCGCCGGCCGCAGCGCCGGUAGCCUGACUGGCAGCCAGCAGAGCAUCGGUGGUCGCUCCAGCCGCGGUAGCGCCGAGCUCGGGGUGCGUAGCGAGGACGAACUGAGCGCGCACAGCUGCUCGCCCACACUGCGGCGGCGCGCCCGCGCCGACGCCUCCACCCCGUCCAGUGGCGGCAGCGGCGCGGCCAGCCCUCACGCGCGUGCCGCCGCCGCCCGCGGCCCCGCCGGCGGCGGCGAGGCCACGCCGGCCUGCCCCCUGGCGGCGGAGGAGCCGGGCGGGGUGCUGACGACAGCACGGCCAACGCAGGUGGCGCCACCGCCGGUACCGCUGCCGGCCGCCCAGGUCGACUGGCAGGCGCUGGUGGACACGGCGGCGCGGGCCGUGCGCGUCAACCCGCCUCUCUACAGGUCACCGCCGGGCGACGCGGCGGCGCCGGCGGCGGCCGAGCCGCCGCCCCCAGACCAGCUGCAGACCCGCCUCAGUUCGCUGGAGCACCAGCUGCUCAGCGAACAAUCCAAGCGUGAGCGGCUGGAGACGCAGGUCCAGCAGCUGAGCUCGGACAACCAACGGCUGCAGCAGGAGAGCCGGCUGGCCGCUCAGCAGCUGCGCAACUUCACCCAGUGGUUCUUCAGCCACGUCGAGAAGCCCUGACCGGCCGCUUGGCGGCGCCACUAGGCGGCGUUGGACGCACCAGUGCCACGCGUUCAAGCGGUGGAAGUGACCAUGGGCGAGUGCUAUUUAUAUGAGGGCGUAGGAUGUUGAACAAUGUGUUUGUGAUGCACCCCGCUUCACGCGACUCCAACCCGUCCAUCGCAUCUUGUGGCCAAAGAGCGUUAGUAUGAGUGAGCAUGCAGAUAGUGCCGCGUCGUUUCUACUGUAUGGACCUAUUCUGUUGUUAUCUGAAGCAGUGGUGCCGCAGUUUUGCCUGGGGAUGCCAGCUCACCUUCGUAUUUUGAUACUGAGUACAAGAUGGAGGUAUGUUUAGCGUCUUCUCAAUGUCAUUGGAUAUGUCAUGUCUAUCUCGGAUUUUAUAGAAUUCGUUCAGCCGUUUACUAAUUGAAAUGUGUCUGUUUCCAUUCGGAAAUGUCAAUAAGCUUGUGGUCACAUAUCGACCAGAAUCUAGUCCUCGUCCAUUUUGUAUAAUGCACGCUCACCUGAGAUUACGCAAUGUCCGUUGUUUGAAUAGAGGAUGUCAUUAGC
This is a messenger RNA of Pollicipes pollicipes, 3710 nucleotides long. Its product is annotated as signal-induced proliferation-associated 1-like protein 1. Gene Ontology annotation, cellular component: cytoplasm. The record is from RefSeq and is a predicted model, not a curated record. NCBI's taxonomy places the organism in Eukaryota, Metazoa, Arthropoda, Thecostraca, Pollicipedomorpha, Pollicipedidae. Bases 42 to 3161 code for a protein of 1039 amino acids. Gene Ontology annotation, molecular function: protein binding; GTPase activator activity. The transcript has 21 exons. Gene Ontology annotation, biological process: regulation of small GTPase mediated signal transduction.